AUGGCCGAGGACAAGCCGCUCUUUCAGUUCGACACAAAUAGUGGGCCCGAUCCGCACCACCCUGAUAAACAGCAUCAGCGGCAGGCGCGUAGCGGAUUGUUUCACCUCCCGCAUGGCCCACUGCGCACGCCUAUCUUCAUGCCGGUUGCAACGCAGGCAGCACUGAAGGGCGUAACGGUGGAGCAGCUAGAGGCGCUCGACGUGGAAAUUAUUCUCGGCAACACGUAUCAUCUGGGCCUUAGGCCAGGUGAAGACAUCCUUAACGAAGUAACGCGUCGAAAGAACGCCCAGGAGAAAGAUGCUGUACCCGGUGCAAGCAGUCCACAGGGAGCACAGUCAUCGCGUAUUCGCAAUAAUAUGGAUGGAAUUCACUUCCUACAGGGCUGGCGGCGGAACAUCCUCACAGACAGCGGCGGCUUUCAGAUGGUGAGUCUCCUGCGGCUCGCCAAGAUCACUGAGGAGGGCGUGCGCUUUCAGUCGACGCACGGCGGCAGCGGUGGUGGAUCCCGUCUCGGUAGCGACGGUGGCAAUUCUGACACCCCCGCCGGCCCCAAUGGGUUUGACGAGUAUACGUUGCUCCUGCGACCAGAGGACAGCAUCCGCAUUCAAAACGCCAUUGGUGGUGACAUCAUGAUGCAGCUCGACGAUGUCGUACACGUCCUCACAACCGGGCCCCGCAUGGCGGAGGCUUCGCGCCGCACUGUGCGCUGGUUGGACCGCUGCCUCGCCGCCAACAAUAACCCGGAGAAGCAAGGCAUUUUCGGCAUUGUGCAGGGUGGCCUCGACGCGACACUGCGGGCGGAGUGCCUUGAAGAGAUGGUGAAGCGUACUGCCUGCAAGGGGUACGCCAUUGGCGGUCUCAGUGGUGGCGAGGCGAAGGAAGACUUUUGGCGCGUUGUCGCGCAGUGCUGCAAGGGGCUCCCAAAGGACAAGCCGCGGUACUGCAUGGGCGUGGGGUACCCGGAGGAUAUCAUGGUGUGUAUCGCACUUGGGGUGGAUAUGUUUGACUGCGUGUACGCCUGCCGUACCGCACGCUUCGGUUCUGCGCUGACGUCUGUGGGAAAGCUUCAAGUGUCAAAGAAGGCGUUUGCCGAAGACAUGGGGCCGUUGGAUCCUGCCUGCAGCUGCGCCACCUGCAAGACCUUCACCCGUGCAUACCUCCACCUAGUAGCAACGAAGGAAUCUAUCGGCUCGACCCUUCUCUCUUACCACAACGUGGCGUACCUCAUCAGCCUGACCCGUGGGGCGAGGGCGGCCAUCGAGAACGGGACAUUCACCGAGUACGUGCAGAAGUUCUUCGCGUCGUACUAUCCCAAGGGGGACUAUCCGUCGUGGGCAGUGGAUGCCCUGCGCUCAGUCGGCAUCGAGCUCCUCUACUAA
Messenger RNA from Trypanosoma grayi, 1380 nucleotides. Its product is annotated as putative queuine tRNA-ribosyltransferase. Gene Ontology annotation, molecular function: tRNA-guanosine(34) queuine transglycosylase activity. The record is from RefSeq and is a predicted model, not a curated record. The transcript has a single exon. The coding region runs from base 1 to 1380 and encodes 459 amino acids. Gene Ontology annotation, cellular component: cytosol. Lineage: Eukaryota; Euglenozoa; Kinetoplastea; Trypanosomatida; Trypanosomatidae.